AUGCGUCUAAGCUCCACAUUUCUUGUCGCAGCAGCUGCGUUGCUCGUGCUCAGCGAUGUAGUAUCAGCUGCAACUGUGACCAAGGUAUCGGCCAUGAACGUGCCGAAUGUGGCGAAGCCGGUGGAAGUUGCUCCUGUGAAAGACGCAAGGCUCCUGCGAAGCGAAAGCCGGAAACAAACCGAUGUGGAAGACUUUGAAGACGAAGAGCGGAAGAUUCAGACAAGCUUAAUCGACGAUGCGUUUAAGGGGCUCGGAAGAACCGACGACGCUGCAAAAAAACUACUCGCAAACGAUGAUGCAAUGGCGAAGAAGCUGGCCGCUCUUAACAAACAACAAGGCGAAGCUGACAAUGCCAAGUUUCUCGCUAACUUGUGGAUGAGACAAAAUAUGAAACCGGAGGAUCUACGAUUGCUCACGAAAACCCCGGUCAACAAGAAGGCCUACCAGGAGUUCCUUGUCCAGUAUAUGAAAAAGCAUCAUUCGCUGAAACCUGGCCCCCAAGCAAACCGAAAGAUUACCAGGGAGGGCGCUCAAAUCCUGCGCAAAAUUGAGAACGCGGACGACGAUGUCAAAUUCCUCGUGAACCUCUGGAUUAAGCAAAAGAAAACCCCUGAGGACCUACGACAUAUCACCAAGAACGAGGUUUCAAAGCAAGCGUACAACUUGUUCAACGCGCAAUAUCUGACCAAGCGCCACUCGCUAAACCCCUCCGGAUAA
This is a messenger RNA of Phytophthora infestans T30-4, 717 nucleotides long. RefSeq names its product secreted RxLR effector peptide protein, putative. The record is from RefSeq and is a predicted model, not a curated record. Bases 1 to 717 code for a protein of 238 amino acids. Lineage: Eukaryota; Oomycota; Peronosporomycetes; Peronosporales; Peronosporaceae. The transcript has a single exon.